CUAUAUUCUCAUAGUGGUUAUCAGAUAGAGCCUACAAGAAAUGGAUUCCGAGUCUAGCCCAUUCUCGAUCUCCCAAAAUCCCACCCAUGUUAACUACACAAAUCAAGCACCAAACCAGUUUACUUCAAUCAGCCCUCCGUUCCAACCCCCAUAUCAGUUCAAUCUCAUGAAUGGUUCUUGUUCUCCUUAUACCAACCUAUCUUAUGGGCCUCCAUUCUCGUUCCAAAAUCUUUUGAACACUCCCGUAUUCUCUAGUGGAGCCACUGAAAAUCCUAGGGCAUCCGGAGGUGGGAGAAAGAAACAUAAGGAUGUCCAAAAUAAUUUAAACACUUCUCAAUCGACUACUAUAAAAAGAGAAGAUUGGAGUUCAGAAGAAGAUAUUGCUUUAACAGAAGCAUGGCUAAACAUUUCUACGGAUCCUGAUGUUGGUAAUAAUCAGAAAAGCACAGCAAUGUGGGAGAGGAUUUCUCAAGUUUGGAAGGACAAAAUGGGGGAAAGCUGCAAGGCUAGAAGUAGUAAUAGCCUUCAAUGCCGGUGGAAUAAAAUGCAAAAGGCAGUGAACAAAUUCCAUGGAAUUUACGAGAAACUUGAAAGGCAUCCCCAAAGUGGCUCGAACCCAGAAGACAUGAAAAGGAGGGCAUUGGUAAUGUACGAGAGACAGUUCAGUGAUAAAAAGAAAAAAGAAUUCAAAUAUAUCCAUUGCUGGGAGCUUUUGAUAACGAACCCAAAAUGGUGUACUAA
Molecule: messenger RNA, 741 nt
Organism: Cuscuta epithymum
Lineage: Eukaryota; Viridiplantae; Streptophyta; Magnoliopsida; Solanales; Convolvulaceae
Source: the annotation of a GenBank genome assembly